AUGGCAGCUACCGGGAGGAUACAGGAUGUCGACAGUCCUCCAGGUACGGCUACAAGCUAUGUCGUCUCACUUUUCAGGGGCGAAAAGCUCGUUAUACCUUGCUCGAAUUCGGUGAUGCGCCUGCUUGUCACUGGAAAGGAGACGGAAAUGGAAUUUGCUGUUGUCUCAACUGGUGGGUCUGCGGGCGAGCCCAUUGGAUUCCACUACCACCGGGAGGCACACGACGUCUUCCUCUGCCUGAAGGGAAACAUCAACGUCUGGGCAAACAACACAGCCAGGACACUGGGUCCCGGCGACUUUGCCAGCGUUCCACCAGGCGUCAUCCACCAGUACCAGAUCCUCGGCGACCACAGCGAGUUCGUGGGGCUGAUCAUCCCUGGCGGCUGGGAAGAGUUCUUCCGGAUCGUCGGCGAGCCGUACGACGGGGCGGCCCUGUUCCCCGUCGGCGACGCGCGCGACCCGAGGGUGGUCCUCAUCCCGAGGCUGAUCGAGGCGGCCGAGACGUGCGACAUGGUCCCUGUUCGCGACCACCCGCCCGUCGAGAUUCAGCCAUGGGUGGUGGAUGACGACAGCAGGCUGCCGGAUGGCCUGCAGCCCUACUUCCUGCGCGCGGAUACCGGCCCUAAGUGGCUGCUCGAGGGCACCAUCGCGCGGCCGCUGAUCACGACGGCGCAGUCAGCCGGCAGGUUUUCCGUCGUCAGUCUUGAAGGGGGUAAUUCUCACCGCCGCAGCAUCUUCUCGGGGGCAGGCGGCCAGCUGAGGUGGGAGAACGUCCAUCACUGCUUCGUAGUGGUGCACGGCAAGGUCAGGUUCUGCGUAGGGAAGGACUCCUCAGCCAUCUUGUCGGCCGAUGAUACCAUUUUCAUCCCGGCAGCGGAGGCGUUUUCGUUUUCGUUCGAGAGCGCGUUCGCGCAGAUGUAUGCGUUUUCGAAUGGCGGCGGCGUGGCGGAGCUCGUGAUGGAGGUGGGCAGGCGGAUGGAGGCGCCGGGUAGCAUCCCCGAGGAGCCAAUGGCCGAGUGGCAAGCGGAGCAGCUGACGGCUCUGGGAAGUAAGCAUGGGUUCGUGGUGGAGUAG
Messenger RNA from Lasiodiplodia theobromae, 1074 nucleotides. RefSeq names its product Cupin domain protein. Lineage: Eukaryota; Fungi; Ascomycota; Dothideomycetes; Botryosphaeriales; Botryosphaeriaceae. The record is from RefSeq and is a predicted model, not a curated record. The transcript is spliced from 2 exons. The coding region runs from base 1 to 1074 and encodes 357 amino acids.